Messenger RNA from Ruditapes philippinarum (Manila clam), 1070 nucleotides. RefSeq lists its product as uncharacterized. The transcript has 2 exons. NCBI's taxonomy places the organism in Eukaryota, Metazoa, Mollusca, Bivalvia, Venerida, Veneridae. The record is from RefSeq and is a predicted model, not a curated record. The coding region runs from base 111 to 701 and encodes 196 amino acids.
UAAAUAAAAGCGUUUAUUUAUCUUUUUAGGAAGAUCCAGUAUAGCAGCUCUAUAUAAAUUGAAACAGCCACACCAUGUAACGUCAGAACAUUCAUGUAUUUAGGCAUAGUAUGAUUAACAUGGAAUCACUUGAUGGUAAGAAUCUAAGCUUCCAGAGAGAUGUGGGAAAUGUUACAAAGAACCCAGUGCUUUUUUCAAGUUCAAGGUUAUAUGACGUCACACCUAAAGUGCCACAAACAUCACCAAAGUCUAAACUAGUACACUGUCCAAUAGAUUGGUUAAAUUGUAUUCUCUGUCAAACACAUUCAAGGGAAGCGCUUCAGUGUCCCGCAUUGAUUAAACGCAAAGAUGUUUCUAAAGGUGCAGGCUAUGAGACACUGCUAAGUGAUAUAUCUAGUUAUCAUGAAGUUGGAUAUUUUCCAGUACCGAUUAAUUCAACAUUAUUAGGGGAACAGAAAGAUGUAGUUGAAUUUCUCUUAAAAAAUGAAGCUAAAUGGCACAAGAAUUGUCGUAACAAAUUUAGCAAACUAAAACUUACAAGGCUACAUAAGCACAAGUUAAAAGUUGAGGUCGAAACUGACAGCAGUACACCAAACAAAAUAACUCGUAAGAGUUGUGGUGCAGCUACAGUGGCUGAUUGUAAAAAAUGUUUCUUUUGUAAUACAGAAUCUGGAGAUCUUCAUCAAGCUUCCACAAUUUAAAUGGACACAAAGGUUAGACAAUGUGCUUUCGAGUUACAAGAUACAGUUCUUUUAGCAAAACUUAGUACGGGAGACCUCAUAUCACAAGAAGCCAUGUAUCAUUCUAAUUGUUUGGUAACCCUUUACAAUAGGUCCAGGAAGCUGCAAGCAGAAAAUGAUUCAAAUAAAUCUUGUCAACAAAUACAUGGCAUUGCUCUUGCAGAACUAGUGUCGUAUAUAGAAGAGAGUAAGUCCAGUGAUUCAAUAACCAUACAUAAGCUUGCAGAUCUUGCCAAGAUGUAUUCUUCACGUUUAGCCAAUUUAGGUGUAGAUACUACCAGCCGUGUUAAUACAACUAGAUUAAAGGAGCGCAUAAUGGAACACAUUCCA